Molecule: messenger RNA, 852 nt
Organism: Ostreococcus tauri
Lineage: Eukaryota; Viridiplantae; Chlorophyta; Mamiellophyceae; Mamiellales; Bathycoccaceae
Product: Ribosomal protein L1, 2-layer alpha/beta-sandwich
Exons: 1
Coding region: 1-852 (283 amino acids)
Cellular component (GO): 90S preribosome
Source: RefSeq, a predicted model, not a curated record
AUGGCGAAGAAGCCGGAGAAACGGUCUUCUUCGUCGAGGGCGUCGACGGCGCGAUCGUCGACGAAGAAGACGAACGCGAGAGACGACGGGCUCGAGGCGGCGGCGGCGGCUACGAGCGCUCGAGUGGACGUGGACCAAGUGCGAAAGGCGGUGAGCGCGCUGGCGACGCACCUGGAAAAGGUGGCGAAUGAGAAACCUUCGUCGGCGCUGUUCGAUGACGAGGCCGAGACCUAUCACGCGCUGAUCUCUUUGAGACGUACGCCGAAGGAGACGACGAGCGCGCGGCUCAUCGCGGUGCCGAUUCCGCACCCGCUGCUCGAUCUCUCCACGGCGGAGCUGUGUUUGAUCGUGAAGGAUCACCAGGGAGAGGGACAUAAGGAGGCGAAGCAACGGGUGGCGGAGAUGGCGCAGUGCGGCGUGGCGAAGGUUUUAGGGAUUUCCAAAUUGAAGGCCAACUACAAGGCGCACGAGCAAAAGCGCAAGCUGUGCGACUCGUACGACAUGUUCUUAGCCGACGAUCGAGUGAUCCCGAUCCUUCCCAAGCUCUUGGGGAAGAACUUUUUCAAGAAGAAGAAGCAGCCGGUGGCGGUAGACCUCACGAAGAAGGAUUGGGUGGCUCAGGUCAAGCGCGCCGUGAGCGCCACGUACAUGCACAUCGCCGGCGGCACGUGCGUGAACGUCAAGGUGGGUAAGAGCACGAUGGGCGAGGAUGAAAUCGUGGAGAAUAUCAUGGCAGCGAUCGCGGGGGCAGUGCAUAAGAUUCCGCGCAGGUGGGGGAACGUGCAGAGCAUCUACAUCAAAACGCCAGACUCGGUCGCGUUACCGAUCUUCGCGGCGCCUCCGGAUGAAUAA